Messenger RNA from Rhodamnia argentea, 1497 nucleotides. RefSeq names its product MATH domain and coiled-coil domain-containing protein At3g58270-like. The record is from RefSeq and is a predicted model, not a curated record. The transcript is spliced from 3 exons. Bases 236 to 1351 code for a protein of 371 amino acids. Lineage: Eukaryota; Viridiplantae; Streptophyta; Magnoliopsida; Myrtales; Myrtaceae. Gene Ontology annotation, molecular function: protein binding.
CCCUUUUUUUUUUGUUUUCCCUGUAAAAGCCCGAGACAUCCAACAUCCCAUCGCCUUGAAGCAGAAGAGUCAACAACGUUCGACACGAGUACUCCCGUGGAGUACCUCUUGAUACUCCCAACUCCUCUGUAUUGUAAGAAACUCUCCUGCUCCUCCUCCUUCGCAAUUACAGUGUCGGUCAAGGAGAAUCCUCCAGUGUUGUUUGCGAAAGUUGAUCGUGCAGAAGCAGCAGCCAAUGGAUGCUCAAAAUGAUGUUAACAGGGGAGAAUUCACGUGGAAGAUCAGCUACUUCAGUGAGCAGGAUGCCAGCAAGCUUUACUCUGAAGCAUUCACUGUUUCUGGUUGCAAAUGGAGAAUUCUUGUGUUCCCCAAGGGGAAUAACACGGACCAUUUGUCGCUGUACCUCGACGUCCCUGAUUCUGCGUCCUUGCCAAGUGGGUGGACCAGAAACGCCCGGUUCAGCUUGAGUGUGAUCGAUCAAACCAAUAGUGAUCGCUCUAUUCGAAAGGGGACGCAACAUGUUUUCACCGUGAGACAGAGUGACCGGGGUUACACAAGUUUCAUUCCAUUGACUGAGCUUCGCAGUCGAACUGGGGGAUACCUAGCAGGUGACACUUUGGUGAUUAAAGCCGAAGUUUGCAUCUUAGAAGUUACUCCUCCGGUGAAUGUUCAGCCAGCUAGACCAACCGAUGACUUCGACUCCUAUUUUACUAGUCUGGAGGAACUCAUCAACGCUGCGGAGACAAAUGGUGUCAGUGUAGGAUCCAGUUUGGGCCACCGAAAUGGUGCUUUGACGGCUAAAAUUCCUAGCUUAGAAGAAGUUCAGAAGGCUAAGCAGUCUUUGAAGGAAUGCCUCUCGGAUCUCUUUAAAUUGAAUAUGAAAGAUAAGCUGUCUGAGGCGCUAUCAACUUUAAGCUCAGCCAGAACUGGAUUAUCGCCAGAGCAGCAGAUAGCAAUUCAGAAAUUUCGGGCAAAUUUCGACGAUUUCACAUCCGACUUCUUAACAUUUGAGCAGGACAAUGCUGAGUUUGAGCUGCAAAAGCUGCAACAGGAUCAAUGGUUCUCUACUAUGAAGAAUUGCCAUGAGGGUCACAUCUUGUGUAAGCAGCUGAUGGGCGACCUCGUCAAGGAAGAGGCAGAGCUCAAGAGGAUGAUGGAGGAAGUGAAGUGUAGGAGGGACAAGCUCCUCUCAGACUGGGAGGUCUUGCGGGUGCAGUCCGAAGAGGCGAAGCUGCGGUAUAGAGAUAAGCAGAAGAAAGUAGCAGAGGCCGAGGAAAAGAAGAGGAUAGCCGAGGAAAGGAUGUCUAGAUCAACCACGGCUUGGGCCAAUUUGAAGGCUCAAUUCUGUUAAGACAUUAAGGCUUGGAACAGGCUAUGAGGAAGUUGGUUCACCUAAGUACGAAGAUUGUGUCUUGGCUUGACUGUAAUUUUCAGCUUGUGGGUCAGAUAUAUACAAACAUAUGCAUGUCUUAUGUAAAUGUGACCGAGUUGCUUGUA